Molecule: messenger RNA, 1472 nt
Organism: Trifolium pratense (red clover)
Lineage: Eukaryota; Viridiplantae; Streptophyta; Magnoliopsida; Fabales; Fabaceae
Product: septum-promoting GTP-binding protein 1-like
Exons: 6
Coding region: 373-1200 (275 amino acids)
Molecular function (GO): GTPase activity; GTP binding
Source: RefSeq, a predicted model, not a curated record
GUGUCCAUGUUUUAACGGUCAACCGUAGCGUUAAAGUAGUGAUCUCACUAAGCGUUUUUGCUGAUAGCAAAAAAAGUCGUUGUGAGUUUGUAACCGAAGCGUAAAAGAAGAAACAUAACAAAGAGAGAUAAAACAUUCAUAUCCCCAAAUUACCCUUACAGUUUCAAAACUAUGAAUCAAAACUAAACAAGCUCAUCCCAUUUUCAUUUUCAUGGCUGAGAGACUCACUUGUUGCACUUGAAGCCAUCAUCCAAUUUCAUUCAUUUUAAUUUCGUCUCGUUCUGUUCUAUUCCGUUCCAUUCCAUAUCCGUAUACAUACACAAACCUUCACUUCUCUUAUUUUCUCCCAAAAAAAAAACUAAAAAAAUAAAAAUGUCCCAACAAUUUAGUAGAAAAAAUGGUCACUCUUUCACGCGCCGGCGGAUUAACAAUCGCGUAUCGUUACUCCGACGAUGCAUACUUCGAGCUCUUAAUCGCUUCCUUGCCUGCUCCGGACAGAAGCCCGGUGCUAAUGCUACGUAUAGCAUGUUAACACCACGUUCAGCAUUGCCAUCUCCGCGUCCUCCGUUGGAAUCCGAUACCGGAUCUUCUCGGCCAUCGGUGUUUCGCACAAAUGAAUUAGACACUGAUUUGGUUUCCCUCAAAAUUAGCUUGUUGGGUGAUUGCCAAAUUGGAAAAACCAGCUUUUUGGUGAAAUAUGUAGGAAAUGAAAAAGAGCAGCAGGUAGGAGAACAGAGGAAAGGGUUGAAUCAAAUGGACAAAACUUUGGUUGUGAGUGGAGCACGUAUAUCCUAUUGUAUUUGGGAAGUACAAGGGGAUGGAAAAUCAGAAGAACAACUUCCAAUGGCAUGUAAGGAUUCAGUUGCAAUUUUGAUCAUGUUUGAUCUAACUAGUAGAUGCACAUUAAAUAGUGUUUUGGGAUGGUACAAAGAAGCAAGAAAAUGGAAUCAGACUGCAAUACCAGUGUUGAUAGGAACAAAGUUUGAUGAUUUCAUUCAGCUCCCUAUUGAUAUGCAAUGGACCAUCGCUAGUGAGGCAAGAACAUAUGCAAAGGCAUUGAAUGCCACUUUGUUCUUUUCAAGUGCAACAUACAACAUCAAUGUGAACAAGAUCUUCAAGUUCAUCACUGCAAAACUCUUUGAUUUACCAUGGACAGUUGAAAGAAAUCUAAAUGUUGGUGAACCCAUCAUUGAUUUCUAAAUGUCUGUGUACAUUACAUAGAAAAUUAUAGAAUUUUUGUUGAAGUAAUUUGCUCAAACUCAAAUGUAAGUCAACCGGCCAACCAGAGAGAUAUGUUAGUCAAAAUCUCAUCACUCUUUGGGGCAAUCGAGUUGUUAGAUACAUAGACAUGUCAUGUCAUUUUCAAUGGAAAUAACUAUGUUCAAAUUUCAAUCAUCACACAAAAAGUGUGGUUUUACAUGGAUAUCAAUAAAAGUCUAGUGGGAAAUAAAAGACAUGGAAACAUAAGAGAA